Molecule: messenger RNA, 1421 nt
Organism: Chrysoperla carnea
Lineage: Eukaryota; Metazoa; Arthropoda; Insecta; Neuroptera; Chrysopidae
Product: protein krueppel-like
Exons: 1
Coding region: 3-1421 (472 amino acids)
Cellular component (GO): nucleus
Source: RefSeq, a predicted model, not a curated record
CAAUGUCAUCUAGUCCAGUAAACAGUCCAUUCUCUGGACUACAUCAUCAUGCGAGUUCAUUGCUAACACCUAGUCAAUUAUUAGCAGCAAGUCAAACGGCUGCCUUAAUGGCAGCAUCAGGAUUGCCAGUAAGUCUACAUGCUACCUUAUCUUCUAAUCCAGGUUUAUUUCAUCCAAGUUUAUUUGGCCACGUAUGGUCAACAAACGCUAGUAACAAUGUAAUGCCACCAAUUCAAACACCACCCACACCAACGGGUGGACGUGAAGGUGGUCUUGUAUCUCCAAUAUCACCCAACUCAAAAGCACGUAAGCACAAUAAUAAUAACAUCGUAAGCAGCAGUAGUGGUGACUUAAUUGGGCACAAAGCUGAGAGGUCAAGAAAAACUGCCAGAAAACUGCAAGAUAUUAUUGAUCGGUCUCCAAUUAUGACUGAUAUCACACCAUCAUCUGGGCAAUUAUCACCACCGACUAGUGGAUCAUCACCUCCUAGUAGUACUGGCGAGAUUAGUAUAAUCAAAGAUAAUGGUGCUAAUCGAGGCGAUAAACAAUUUAUCUGUGGCGUGUGUAAUCGAUCGUUUGGCUACAAACAUGUCUUACAGAACCAUGAACGUACCCAUACCGGAGAGAAACCAUUCGAAUGUCCCGAAUGUCAUAAACGUUUCACACGCGAUCACCAUCUUAAAACUCAUAUGCGGUUACAUACUGGGGAGCGUCCUUAUCACUGUGACCAUUGUGACCGACAUUUUGUUCAAGUGGCAAAUUUACGGAGGCACUUACGUGUACAUACCGGGGAAAGACCGUACAGUUGUAAAGAAUGUUCUGCACGAUUUUCCGAUUCCAAUCAAUUGAAAGCACAUGUACUGAUCCAUAAAGGUGAGAAACCAUUCCGUUGUGAUCGAUGCCAAGGACGAUUCCGUCGAAGGCAUCAUUUGAUGCAUCAUAAGUGUGGAUCUACAGAUCCAAUUUUAAGUCCUACAUCCGAUGUAACGGAAUUGAUGCCAUCUCCACAACAAGAUGAUAUUAAAAUUGAACGCCGUAUGAGUUUAGAUGACGAAAGCCCUGAAGAUUUAUCACGAAAGUCACGUGAUGUGCGACGAGUUGUAUCGCGUAUGUUACCCUCUUCAAUAGUACCACCAAUAAUCACACUACCCUUACAUGUUACACUUCCGGAACAAACGGAACCAGAAGAUUUAUCAAUGAGUACUGGACAUAACCAUUCAUCGAGUAGUUCCCCGUCCGCUUGUACAUCCCCAUGUUCGGUAGCAGAUACCCAUCAUGAGGAUGAUGAUAUGGAGGAUGAAUUAGAUGAUGAACUGGAUGAAGCUGCAACCUUAUUUUUAAAAAGACAACAACAGAUAAAUGCCACUGACAGUAGACGAAGGGAAAAUUUACAGAAUUCACACCAUCGUAUGACGUCAUAA